AUGGCUCCAGUUGCGACUUCGGAUCUUGCCAUCGGCUCUGGCCCGGCAGACAAGAAGUCUUUCCGGGAGCCGUUGAAGCUGAGCGGAGUGCUAGACAAGUUCACAACAGAGGACACAACGCCCGUGAUCGGUCGCGAGUUUGUGAACGUCAACAUCGUCGAUGAUAUACUUAAGGCCCCCAACUCGGACGAGUUGCUUCGGGACGUCGCUAUCACAAAUGAGCUCCAGAAAGAGUUCGUGCACAGGAUGGGCCAGCUCGUCGGCAAGCCGUCUAGCUCAACGCUGCACAUCCACCCAGUCCUCAACAGCACAUCGGAAUUCGGACUAGGCGAUAACGCAGUCAGCCACAUCUCCAGUGUCGCAAGGAAGAAGCUGUUCCGCCACAAGGAGCAGCCCAACAAGCGCCGCUAUGACGCCGCCCAGUGGCAUUCAGACAUCCAGUUCGAGCCGGUCCCCGCGGACUACACAUCUCUCCGCCUCACCGAGCUCCCAAAGACGGGCGGCGACACCCUCUGGGCGUCCGGCUACGAGAUCUACGACCGCUUCUCCGAGAAGUACCAGCAGUUCUUCGAGGGUCUCACGGCUACGUUCAGCGGCGAGGGCUUCCUCCGCGCCGCUGCGGCGGACCCGGAUAACGUAAAGAUCUACACAGAGCCGAGAGGCUCCCCUCAAAAUGUCGGCGGGGAGUUGGUCGCCGUCCACCCAGUGGUGCGCACGAACCCCGUGACUGGGUGGAAGAGCAUCUUCGCGCUGGGUCCCUUCCCCAAGAGGAUCAACGAGCUCACCCAGGAGGAGUCGGACGAGCUUUUGCGAAAGUUCGAGAGGGUCCUGCUUGACAACCAUGACCUUCAGGUUAGGUUCAAGUGGAGGAACCCCAAUGAUAUUGCGAUCUGGGAUAACCGUAGCGUCUUCCACUCGGCCACAAAUGACUACGAAGGCCUUGGAGAAAGAUUUGGACACAGGACUGUUGGCAUCGGCGAGAAGCCCUACCUUGAUCCUAGCAGCAGGUCGAGAACGGAAGAGCUGGAAGGUCUUGAAGCUGAGAAGGCUUAA
Molecule: messenger RNA, 1053 nt
Organism: Diaporthe citri
Lineage: Eukaryota; Fungi; Ascomycota; Sordariomycetes; Diaporthales; Diaporthaceae
Exons: 3
Coding region: 1-1053 (350 amino acids)
Cellular component (GO): cytoplasm
Molecular function (GO): 2-oxoglutarate-dependent dioxygenase activity
Source: RefSeq, a predicted model, not a curated record